This is a messenger RNA of Laccaria bicolor S238N-H82, 561 nucleotides long. RefSeq lists its product as uncharacterized. The record is from RefSeq and is a predicted model, not a curated record. Bases 1 to 561 code for a protein of 186 amino acids. Lineage: Eukaryota; Fungi; Basidiomycota; Agaricomycetes; Agaricales; Hydnangiaceae. The transcript is spliced from 5 exons. Gene Ontology annotation, molecular function: NAD binding; quinone binding; NADH dehydrogenase (ubiquinone) activity. Gene Ontology annotation, biological process: mitochondrial electron transport, NADH to ubiquinone.
AUGGUUUUCCCCACGCCUCGGCACUUUCCUGCCCAGGGUUUUCUCCUUUCCGCGCCCUCGCUACUGCCUACUUACUUGCUGCCUACCCAGCUCGCCAUCCACGUCAAUUGCAUGUACGCGAGUGUGAACACCCUUGGACCGACUCAAAGAAGACAUCGGUCGGGCAGCAAAUGUGGAGAUAACGUCGAGGCGCCCGCCCAUGCCCAAUGGAUCCGAGUUCCCUUUGGCGAAAUAACAUGUAUUCCUAACCAUCUCAUGGCCAUUCUCACACACGUCAUGGACGUUAGUGGUCUCACCCCUUUCUUUAAAGAGUGCAAAAAGCUCAUGGAGGUCUACCAACAUGUUUCCGGAACGAUGGGUAUUGGACCUGUCGCUGCCAAGCAGGUUCUGGAAUAUAGUUUCAGUGGGGUUAUGUUGCGUGGUAGCUUGAUUGCGUGGGAUCUGAGGAACGUUGCUCCGUAUGACAAGUACGACGAGAAGUCACAAAGCAUUGUCGUUUUACCUCCAGGAGCAGCCAACACGUUGACGGAUCCGCUUAACGUUCUCAUCCCGUGUAUUUAA